Messenger RNA from Mycena citricolor, 608 nucleotides. The record is from the annotation of a GenBank genome assembly. NCBI's taxonomy places the organism in Eukaryota, Fungi, Basidiomycota, Agaricomycetes, Agaricales, Mycenaceae.
AUGCUAGGCAAACCUGUCCACUUCUCUCUUGUCGUAAACUCUACGCCAUCUAUGGGGGACUUUGAGAUCUACUCCAUCGCUCAACCAGCCUCUGACCCUGACAUCACGAAAUACAUCGGCCUCCGAUUGUUAGCGUUGAAGACCAAUCCAGAGGCGUUCGGCUCGACGUAUGACAGAGAAUCAAAGGAGCCAUUCGAAGAGUUCAGGAAAAGGCUCAAUGUAAAGGGUCGCCGAACCUUCGUUGCUCGUAGAACAGUUCAAGGCGGCGGAGAAGAAUGGGUUGGCACAGCAUCCAUCUUGGCUCCAGAGAUGUUGGACGAAUCGCAAGGGGGCUAUCGUCAUGUUUUAGUAGGGAUGUGGGUCCAUGCUGACUAUCGACGGAACGGUCUUGCGAAACGUUUGAUCAACGCGGGCCGAGAAUGGGUCCGAAUUUCAACACAGGGGCUACCUGAGGAGAAGAGACGGCUUACGCUGGAAGUUCACGGUCAUAAUAGCGCUGGCAGCGCGCUGUACGAGGCACUGGGUUUCAUGCAGGAUGAGGGAAAAUGCAACGAUCCAACAAGAAUACCCAUGUUUGUGAUAGCAAAGUGAAAGUAGAUAGAUGAUGC